Molecule: messenger RNA, 3321 nt
Organism: Corylus avellana
Lineage: Eukaryota; Viridiplantae; Streptophyta; Magnoliopsida; Fagales; Betulaceae
Biological process (GO): protein phosphorylation
Molecular function (GO): protein binding; ATP binding; protein kinase activity
Source: RefSeq, a predicted model, not a curated record
AUGCAUGGCCCAUUCUCUAAUCUGUCAAAUCUUGCACCAUUCUCGACAAAUGCUCCAGAAAAUGCAACUCCAUCUGUAAUCCAAUUUCUGGGCUUAGGAUUUGGGAGGUUGGCCCAAUCUUCCACCAACUUUACCGACCAAUCAGCUCUCAAUGCCUUCCAUUCUAAUAUUAUCUCCGGUCCAAACCAAACUGUCUUGGCUGCUAAUUGGUCCACAGCUACAAACUUCUGCAAUUGGAUUGGGGUCUCAUGUAGCCGACGCAGACAAAGAGUCACAGCUUUGAACCUUCGCCUCAUGGGUCUUCAGGGCACCAUUUCUCCACAUAUUGGUAACCUCUCUUUCUUGGUUUAUCUUAAUCUACGCAACAAUAGCUUUUUUGGUUCUUUGCCUCAUGAGAUCAGUCGCCUACAUCGCUUGAGAAUACUCCAGCUGUCAUUCAACCAAUUGGAAGGUAGCAUCCCUCCAACUUUGCAUAAUUGCCGGAAUCUUCAACGAAUACGACUUGCGGGAAACCAUCUUACGGGUGCAAUUCCAUCAACCCUCGCCAACAUGUUGUCAUUAGAGGCCUUGGAUUUGCAAAACAACAGCCUCACAGGUCCAUUUCCUCUUGUCAUCUUUAACAUAUCCUCUCUUACCAUAAUUGCUCUUUCAGAAAAUCACAUCUCAGGUACUCUUCCAAUGGAUCUAUGUAGCCAUUGUCCUAAUCUUCGAGGACUUUAUCUUUCCUUCAAUGAGUUCAGCGGUCAACUCCCUUCACAAAUAAACCAUUGUAGAGAGCUUGCAGUCUUAUCCCUAUCAUACAAUAAAUUUGAAGGCAGUAUUCCAAAAGGUUUUGGGAGUUCAGAACAGCUUGAAGUGCUAGCUCUUGGAGGUAACAACUUAACCGGUAAUAUACCUCCUACCAUAAGUAACUUGUCGAGGUUAUAUGCAUUUGCAAUUGAGGAAAACAACAUUAAAGGAAGCAUUCCGAGUGAUUUAUGGCGCCUUUCCAAUCUGGGACAAUUGCUUUUCCAAGAUAAUUAUCUCACAGGGACAAUCCCCCAAAGCCUUUUCAACAUGUCCUCUCUACAAAUAAUCUCCUUGUUUAAUAAUUCCCUAUAUGGCAAUCUUCCAUCAAAUUCUGAAUUUUCCUGCCCCAGUCUUGAAUAUCUAUAUUUUGCUGUCAACAAAUUUAGUGGUCUCAUCCCAUCGUAUCUUUCAAAUUGUUCCAAGCUCGUCCUAUUAGAUUUAGGUUCAAACAUACUCUCUGGACCAAUACCAAAAAGUCUUGGACACUUAAAAUACCUUCAAAAGCUUGUUCUAAAUGACAAUCAGCUAACAGGAGAGCCUAAAGAUCAAGAGCUUAAUUUCCUUUCAUACUUAUCUAAUUGCAGAGUUUUGGAAGUUCUGUCCAUAUUCAAUAAUCCAUUGGAUAUUACUCUUUCGGAUUCCAUCGGAAACUUUUCAACCACCCUUAAAACCAUUUAUGCAAACCAAUGCCAAAUAAAAGGUCGCGUUCCAGUGAGUAUAGGUUCUUUAAGAGGCUUGACCUUGCUUGAUCUGAGCAAUAACAAUUUGACUGGAAACAUACCAUCCACAAUUGGAGGAUUGGAGGGGUUACAAAGAUUAUAUCUUGGUGGUAAUAAAAUCAAAGGAUCCAUUCCAGAAAGCAUAUGUCAGCUAAAGAACUUAGGCGAGUUAGAUCUUUCAAAUAACAAAAUCUCUGGAUCUAUCCCAAAUUGCAUUUCGAACCUCAAUAUUUUGCAAAGGCUAUACCUGCGUUCUAAUAGGCUGGAAUCACCAAUACCAUUAAAUUUAUGGAACCUUGAGAAUCUAUUGUUUUUGGACCUAUCAUCCAAUUUCCUUGAUGGAUAUUUGUCUCCAAACAUGAAAAAAUUGGAUGCUAUUGAACGCAUUGAUUUAUCUCGAAACCAAAUUACUGGAAGUAUUCCAAGCAUCAUUGGAGCUUUUGAAAGCCUAGGUUAUCUUGAUUUGUCAAGGAACUCAUUUCAAGGAGAAAUUCCACAAUCUUUUGGAGACUUGAAAGGAUUAGAUGUGUUAAACCUCUCAUACAAUAAUCUCUCUGGUGUAAUUUCUAAUUCUCUUGAGGCACUUUUGCAUCUCAAGUAUUUUAAUGUGUCUUUCAACAAGCUAUCCGGAGAGAUACCAUCUAGCGGGCCUUUUGCAAAUUUCACAACUAAAUCAUUUUUAGGAAACAAAGCACUUUGUGGGAAUCCAAUUUUUGGAGUUUUACCUUGUCCAAGUCUGAGCUCCAAAGGAUCAAAGGUGAAACAGAGUCUGCUCAAAUAUUUUCUUGCUACCAUUGCUUCAAUUAUACUCUGUCUAGCAUUGGUCUAUAUGUUGAGAAGACACCGAGAAAGUAAAAUACAGCUUCCAAGUUUAUUUAAUACAUUGUCUUUAUCAAAGCAUAGAAUGGUAUCAUAUCAAGAGCUUUGCCAAGGGACAAACAACUUUUGUGAAAGCAACUUGCUUGGAGCUGGAGGUUUUGGUUCUGUGUACAAAGGUGUGUUGCUUGACGGGACUGUUGUUGCUAUUAAAGUUCUAAAUUUGCAAUUGGCCGAUGCUUUCAAAAGUUUUGAUGCAGAAUGCAAGGUCUUACGGAUAAUCCGACAUAGGAAUCUUGUUAAAGUCAUAAGUACAUGCUCCAACCCUGAGUUUAGAGCUUUAGUACUACAAUACAUGUCGAACGGUAGCCUUGAAAGGUGGUUAUACUCUUAUAACUACUGCUUGAAUCUUCUUCAAAGAGUAAACAUUAUGGUUGAUGUUGCAUCGGCGUUGGACUAUCUCCACCACUGUCUAUCAGAAUCUGUGGUUCACUGCGAUUUGAAGCCUACCAAUAUCCUUCUAGAUGAGGACAUGGUUGCACAUGUGGGUGACUUUGGCAUUGCAAAGAUUUUGAUCGAAAACAAAGAUGCUACACAAACCAAAACUCUUGGUACACUUGGCUAUAUUGCUCCAGAGUAUGGUUUUGAAGGAAAAGUCUCCAUCAAAGGCGAUGUUUAUAGCUACGGUAUAACAUUGUUGGAGAUGAUCACAAAGAAGAAACCUACCGACAACAUGUUUGAAGGAGAAUUGACUAUGAGGCAAUGGAUAAAUGCAUCACUUCCUGAUAGAAUGAUGGAAGUUGUGGAUGACAGUUUAUUGAGAACAGAAAAUGGAAGAGAUGUAACUACCAUGCAAAGUGUUCUAUCAUCCAUCAUGGAAUUAGGCUUAAGGUGUUCUGAAGAGUUACCAAAUGAAAGAGUCGAUAUCAAAGAUGUGCUUGUGAAACUUCAAAAAAUUAAACUGGCACUUUCUGAAAACAAAAAUCGGGGUAUCUGA